AUGUCAGAAAUCAGAUUUAGCAAUCUCAGUUGGGAUCAAGUUAUAACACUGGAUCAAGUGUUAGAUGAAGUAAUUCCAGUUCACGGAAGGGGGAAUUUCCCCACAAUGGAGGUAAAACCAAAAGAUAUCAUUCAAGUUGUGAAAGAUCAAUUGAUAGAGCAAGGAAUUAUUGUUAAAGAUACCCGAUUGAAUGGUUCCACAGCAAGUUAUAUACUUGCAAGCCACAGUGGAAUCAGCUAUAAGGAUCUAGAUGUUAUUUUUGGCAUUGAACUACCAAGUGAUCAGGAAUUUCAGGUUGUUAAGGAUGCAGUUCUUGGUUGUCUACCUGACUUUUUACCAAAAGGUGUAAAAAAGGAAAAGAUCACCCCAAAGACCAUGAAAGAGGCUUAUGUGCAAAAGAUGGUCAAAGUUUGCAAUAAGCACGAUCGUUGGAGUCUCAUUUCUCUUUCAAACAAUACUGGAAAGAAUGUAGAGCUAAAAUUUGUGAAUUCACUCAGACGACAGUUUGAAUUUAGUGUUGAUUCCUUUCAAAUUGUUUUGGAUCCCAUGUUAGAAUUCUACAGUGACAAAAAUGCUAAACUAACUAAAGAAUCCUAUCCUAUUGUGGUAGCUGAAAGCAUGUAUGGAGACUUCCAAGAAGCAAUGACACAUUUGCAAUACAAGCUUAUAUCUACUAGAAAACCUGAAGAGAUUAGAGGUGGUGGCCUUCUGAAGUACAGCAACUUGCUGGUUCGUGACUUUAAGCCAGCUUGUGAAGCAGAAAUCAAGACACUGGAACGUUAUAUGUGUUCUAGAUUCUUCAUUGAUUUUCCUGAUGUAGCAGAACAGCAAAGGAAGAUUGAAUCGUACCUCCAUAACCAUUUCAUAGGUGAAGAAAAGAGCAAAUAUGACUACCUUAUGACCUUGCAUGGAGUUGUGAAUGAAAGCACUGUUUGCCUCAUGGGUCAUGAAAGGAAGCAGACACUCAAUAUGAUCACCCUUAUGGCUUUAAAAGUACUUGGAGAACAGAAUAUACUACCCAAUACAGAUAAUGUAACUUGCUUUUAUCAGCCUGUUCCAUACUUUGCUCCUGAGGGAGGGUACCUUACUUACUAUGUAACAUCUGGACCACCACCUAUUUUCUUUCAGCCAUACCACCCACUGCACUUUCAUGUGCCAAAUGGUAUGGUUUAA
This is a messenger RNA of Odobenus rosmarus divergens (Pacific walrus), 1173 nucleotides long. It is a transcript of the gene TENT5D, whose product is annotated as protein FAM46D-like. The record is from RefSeq and is a predicted model, not a curated record. The transcript has a single exon. Gene Ontology annotation, biological process: mRNA stabilization. Gene Ontology annotation, molecular function: poly(A) RNA polymerase activity; RNA binding. Bases 1 to 1173 code for a protein of 390 amino acids. NCBI's taxonomy places the organism in Eukaryota, Metazoa, Chordata, Mammalia, Carnivora, Odobenidae.